AUGGCCGCGAAUUCAGCAACCCGUUCAGGCGGUAAUGGGGCCAAGAAGACCUGCCAGUUCAAGUUGGUGUUAUUGGGCGAAUCUGCAGUCGGUUGGUUAUUUUCACAUUUCUGUUAUGCGUUUUUAGAUGUUUUGAGGUUUUCAAGGCUAUUGGGAAAUCAAACGCGACUUUAUCAUCGUCUUCCUCCGUGUUUUUUCAUCGGAAUAGUUUUAUUUUUUCAGGAAAAUCGUCAUUGGUUUUGAGAUUUGUGAAGGGACAGUUUCACGAGUACCAAGAGUCGACGAUUGGUGCCGCAUUUUUAACUCAAACCAUAUCAGUUGACGACAAUACUGUUGUCAAAUUCGAAAUUUGGGAUACAGCAGGACAGGAACGGUACCAUUCAUUGGCUCCCAUGUACUAUCGAGGAGCACAAGCCGCAAUUGUUGUUUAUGAUAUUACUAAUCAGGUAACUGCCAUGUUGUCUUUUUUAUUUGAAUGACAUCGUUUAGGAGUCGUUUGCUAAAGCCAAGAAUUGGGUAAAAGAGUUGCAGCGACAAGCGAAUCCGAACAUUGUGAUCGCCCUGUCUGGAAACAAAGCUGACUUGGCAGCAAAAAGAGUGGUCGAAUAUGAGGUUUGUUUAUAUCUCAUUUCAUUUAAUUCUUGGUUUAGGAAGCACAGGCAUACGCAGAAGAUAAUGGUCUGUUAUUUAUGGAAACCUCCGCGAAGUCCUCGAUGAAUGUCCAGGACAUUUUCUUAGCAAUUGGUAAGACUCUUUGUAUAGCGUGUAAAUUAAUAUGGAGAAAAUGGAACGUUAUUUUAAACUUUGUAAUAGUGAACUGUUUUGAGACGUUAUUUUCGGGGUUUGGAGCAAAAUAUGUCGAUUAAAACAAAUUUUUUUAGCUCGAAAACUGCCGAAGAAUGAGGGAGGCGGCGGUCCCGCAGGCCGUGGCCAUGGUGGAGUGAAUAUAAGUGAUGAGCCAGCCCCGUCUAACAAGACAUCUUGCUGUUCUAAAGCUUGA
This is a messenger RNA of Bursaphelenchus xylophilus (pine wood nematode), 1000 nucleotides long. The record is from the annotation of a GenBank genome assembly. Lineage: Eukaryota; Metazoa; Nematoda; Chromadorea; Rhabditida; Aphelenchoididae.